Messenger RNA from Lolium rigidum, 3517 nucleotides. RefSeq names its product protein transport protein Sec24-like At3g07100. Gene Ontology annotation, molecular function: SNARE binding; zinc ion binding. Gene Ontology annotation, biological process: COPII-coated vesicle cargo loading; endoplasmic reticulum to Golgi vesicle-mediated transport; intracellular protein transport. The transcript is spliced from 12 exons. Lineage: Eukaryota; Viridiplantae; Streptophyta; Magnoliopsida; Poales; Poaceae. Gene Ontology annotation, cellular component: endoplasmic reticulum exit site; COPII vesicle coat. The record is from RefSeq and is a predicted model, not a curated record. The coding region runs from base 4 to 3141 and encodes 1045 amino acids.
GUGAUGCGUCCGUCCAUGGGGAACGAGCGGCCGCCGGGACGUCCCGUGUCUGGCUUCAUGCCGGGCUUCGCUCCCUCCGCCCCCCCGCCGUCGGGUGCGCCCUUCACGGCCGCUACUGGGCUCGCGCGACCCGGUGGCGCGGUCGGCCCGUUCGCCCCGCCGCCGCUCCAGCAUGGUGCGCCAGUCCCGCAGGCGGUUGCUCCUCCCGGGGCGCCGUUCGGGGCUGCUCCGCCCGCGGCAAUGGGUGGGUACAGAGGCCCCGCACCGCCUCAGGGGCCCUUCGGCGCCGGACCGCCGCCUCAGAGACCGUUCACCACGUCCCCGUCGCCACAGGGUGGCCCCUUCUCCACCGUGGCUUCUCCUCAGGGACCCUUCGGCGCUGCGCCUUCAUCCCAGGGACCCUUUGGCCCCGCGCCUCCUUCACAUGGACCCUUCGGAACAGCGCCUCCUUCCCAGGGACCCUUGGGUGCCACGUCGCCGCCAGCUCAGGGCCCGUACUCUGCGGCGCCUCCAUCGCAUGGCCCUUUUGCCACAGCUCCUCUACCUUUCCGCCCUUUGAUAGCUCCCCCGCAGCCGCAAUCCCCCACCACAGGGAGCGCCAUGCCUCCGUCGACCUAUGUGAGGCCACCACAGGUACAGUCCCAGCAGCCGCCCGUGCAACCCAUGCAAGGAUACUACCCCGGUGGCCCUCCUUCGAACCCGCAGUUCCCGAUGUCCCGGCCAACGUUUCAGCAGCCAAUGCAAAGCAUGCCACCGCCUCCAAUGGGGCCACCUUCCGCUUAUAGUAAUCAGCCAUCAUAUCCUGCUACAGCGCCUCCAAUGGGCACACUCCAGAGCUUAGUGGAGGACUUCCAAUCUCUAUCACUGAGUUCUGCCCCUGGUUCGCUUGAUCCGGGUGCUGAUGUGAAAGGGCUGCCACGUCCAUUGGAGGGCGACGAGGAGCCCGCUAAGGUUUUAGAGGCGUACCCACUGAACUGCCACCCGAGGUACUUCCGUCUGACAACCCACACUAUUCCGGCGUCCCAGUCGUUGGUCUCCAGGUGGCAUUUGCCCCUUGGUGCCGUGGUGCAUCCUCUCGCAGAAUCACCUGAUGGGGAGGAAGUGCCAGUUGUCAACUUCGGGACAGCUGGUGUAAUCCGCUGUCGAAGAUGUAGGACAUAUAUAAACCCUUAUGCAACAUUCGCAGAUGCUGGAAGGAAAUGGCGCUGCAAUCUUUGCACGUUGCUCAAUGAUGUUCCUGGUGAGUACUUUUGUGCUCUUGAUGCCAGUGGCAGAAGAUAUGAUACAGAUCAAAGACCAGAGCUUUCUAAAGGAACAGUGGAGUUUGUUGCUCCUACUGAAUAUAUGGUUCGGCCACCAAUGCCGCCUUCCUAUUUCUUUCUUAUUGAUGUCUCGGUAUCUGCAGUUCGAAGUGGGUUGCUUGAGGUAGUUGCAAGGACCAUCAAAUCAUGCCUUGAUGAUCUUCUAGGCUUUCCUCGAACACAAAUUGGAUUCUUAACCUUUGACAGCACAUUACACUUCCACAAUUUCAAGUCUUCCUUGAGUCAACCUCAAAUGAUGGUGGUUGCUGAUUUGGACGAUGUUUUUCUGCCAUUGCCGGAUGAUCUCUUGGUUAAUUUGGUCGAUUCUAGAGAGGUUGUCGAGACAUUCCUCGAUAGCUUGCCCAAUAUGUUUCAUGAUAAUGUAAAUUUAGAAUCUGCUCUGGGUCCUGCACUUAAAGCAGCAUUCAUGGUUAUGGGUCAAAUGGGCGGAAAGUUGCUUGUCUUCCAGAGCACGUUGCCAUCUCUUGGUAUUGGCCGUUUGAGACUUCGAGGAGAUGAUGUGCGUGCAUAUGGAACAGAUAAGGAGCAUCUUCUAAGGGUACCAGAAGAUCCUUUCUAUAAACAGAUGGCCGCUGAGUUCACGAAAAAUCAGAUCGCAGUGGACAUCUUUUCUUUGAGUGACAAGUAUUGUGAUAUAGCCUCCUUAGGUUCUCUGGCAAAAUAUACUGGUGGUCAGGUGUACCAUUAUCUAUCCUUCCAGGCAACUACUCACGGAGAGAAACUUAAUCAUGAGCUUAGCAGAAACCUUACUCGGGAGACUGCUUGGGAAUCUGUUAUGCGUAUCAGAUGUGGAAAAGGGGUGCGUUUCACAACAUAUCAUGGUCAUUUCAUGCUAAGGUCGACAGAUUUGUUAGCUCUUCCAGCUGUUGACUCUGAUAAAGCGUUUGCGAUGCAACUAUCUCUAGAGGAGACCCUAAUGACCACACAGACUGUAUACUUCCAAGUGGCAUUGCUAUAUACAUCAUCUUCUGGUGAAAGACGUAUCAGGGUGCAUACAGCAGCCGCACCUGUGGUCACAGAUCUUAGUGAAAUGUAUCGUCAAGCAGAUACUGGUGCCAUCGUGUCAUUGUUGGCUAGAAUCGCUGUCGAAAACUCACUGUCUGAUAAGCUGGAUAGUGUUCGACAACAAUUACAGUUAAAGCUCGUGAGAAGUUUGAAAGAGUACCGGAACCUAUAUGUUGUGCAACAUCGGAUAGGAGGGAGGCUGAUAUAUCCAGAAUCAUUAAGAUACUUGCCACUGUACAUCCUAGCCAUAUGCAAAUCUCUUGCUCUGCGUGGUGGUUAUGCUGAUGUCUCUCUUGAUGAACGUUGUGCCGCUGGUUUCAGUAUGAUGAUACUGCCUGCGAGAAGGCUGCUCAAUUUUAUUUACCCUUCUCUGUACAGGCUUGAUGAAGUAUUGACAGUGGAGCCAGAAAGGAUUGAUGGGUCCCUAAGGCGGGUGCCACUAACCUUGCAAUGUUUAGACACUGCUGGUUUAUAUCUUCUUGACGAUGGCUUCACCUUCCUAGUAUGGUUAGGUAGAACGCUUCAACCUGAGCUCGCGAAUAACAUUCUUGGAGUCAGCUUGGGAAACUUCCCUGAUCUAUCAAAGAUCCAGUUGAGAGAAUGUGACAACAGUUACUCAAGAAAUUUUAUGGCAGUAUUAAGAACCCUAAGGGAGAAGGAUUCUUCGUGUUUCCAGCUGCCCCGUGUGGUACGGCAAGGUGAGCAGCCCAGGGAAGGCUUCUUGCUUCUGUCCAACCUGGUCGAGGAUCAGAUGGCUGGAACUAGCAGCUACAUGGACUGGAUACUCCAGAUUCACCGGCAAACACAGAGCUGAUGGGCGAACUGGCAAUUUUGUUUUUAUGUAAAAUGCUGCAGAUUCAGUUUCUGCUCUGGAACUGGCCGUCCUCUUUAACUGCCGGAGCUAAAUCGCGAGCCAGCCGUAUGUCAGUCGCUCGCUCGACCUGGGGUGCAAACUUUAUUGUUAAUAUUUUGCUCCUGUGAUUAAUUUUUCGCCGUGAGAAAGAAUGUAAGUGCUGUAUCAGAAUAAUUAGGCAGCAAUGGUAAAUUAUACAACUGGAGUCGUGAAAGAUGUUUGUACGUUUUCUUACUCUUGAGAAUUUUAGGUGCUAAAGUUGAUGUAAACUACUAUUUGUUUAGCAGUUGACUCUGUUUCCAUAUGUGAUUGGAAUACAACUGUGGGUUUGCUUAAA